This is a messenger RNA of Anolis sagrei ordinatus, 2030 nucleotides long. Its product is annotated as zinc finger protein 420-like. The record is from RefSeq and is a predicted model, not a curated record. Gene Ontology annotation, molecular function: DNA-binding transcription factor activity, RNA polymerase II-specific; RNA polymerase II cis-regulatory region sequence-specific DNA binding. NCBI's taxonomy places the organism in Eukaryota, Metazoa, Chordata, Lepidosauria, Squamata, Anolidae. Gene Ontology annotation, biological process: regulation of transcription by RNA polymerase II.
UCCAGAUCGCCAGACUGGGCCACAGCAACGUGUGGCAAGGGACUGCUAGUUGUUUAUAAACCUGUGAGCACCUUUGCUGGUUUCUGUGUCUGUCCUUGAGACCCUUCAUACCUCAAUUUCUUGGUAUUUUCAACGUGAGCCAUGAAGGGAAAAGGGGAUAAUCUUGGAAAGAAAGGAGGUUUGCGGCUUUAUGUUUAAUCUUUGGCUUCUUUCUUGACCAGGGAAAUGAAGACCCCAUGAAGUCACCUCUGGCAUGAUAAGGAAAUAUCAGCAUCUAGUGGAGAUUUAGUGAUUUGGAAACCAAACUGCAAUAAUGAAAGAAAUCCUAGAGGAAAAAGAAAUCCUCUCUACGUGCUGAUCUUGUGAAAUUCACCAUUGAUCAGAAAGGAAAAAGGAAGACUCAAGUGUUCGUAUUGCAAUUAAUUAUAUACAUAACUGUCAAAAUGGAGGAGACGCCCUAUACAAGUCUGGAGUGCGGAAUGAGUUUCACUACAAGUGGAAUUCUCCAUUUACAGCAAAGGACUCACACUGGGGAGGAACCCUUUACAUGCCUGGAGUGUGGAAAGAGUUUCGCUCAAAGUUCAGGACUACAUAAACAUCAAAGGACUCACACUGAGGAGAAACAAUAUACUUGCCUUGAAUGUGGACAGAGCUUCACUCAGCGUGGAAGUCUACGUUCACAUCAAAGAAUUCACACUGGGGAGAAACCGUAUAAAUGCCUGGAGUGUGGACAGAGCUUUGCUCAGAGUGGAAGUCUACAUAAACAUCGAAGGAUCCACACUGGAGAGAAGCCCUAUAAAUGCCUGGAAUGUGGACACAGCUUCACUCAGCGUGGAAAUCUAAAGUCACAUCGAAGGACUCACACUGGGGAGAAACCCUUUACAUGCCUGGAGUGUGGAAAGAGCUUCGCUUAUAGUGGAAAUCUACAUUCACAUCAAAGGACUCACACUGGGGAGAAACCUUUUACGUGCCUGGAGUGUGGAAUGCGCUUCACUGAAAGUUCAGGACUACAUAAACAUCAAAGGACUCAUAGUGGGGAGAAACACUAUAAAUGCCUGGAGUAUGGACAGAACUUCACUCAGAGUGAACAUCUACCUUCACAUCAAACGACUCACACUGAGGAGAAACAAUACACAUGCCUUGAAUGUGGACAGAGAUUCACUCAGCUUGGAAGUCUAUGUUCACAUCAAAGAACUCACACUGGGGAGAAACCCUAUACAUGCAUGGAGUGUGAACAGAGCUUCACUCAUAGGUCAACUCUACAUAAACAUCAAAGGAUUCAUACUGGGGAGAAACCUUAUACAUGCCUGGAGUGUGGAAAGAGCUUCACUCAGAGUGCACAUCUACAUUCACAUAAAAGGAUUCACACUGGGGAGAAACCAUAUAAAUGCCUGGAGUGUGGACAGAGCUUCACUCGUAGUGCAAAUCUAUGUUCACAUCAAAGAAUUCACACUGGAGAGAAACCCUAUAAAUGCCUGGAAUGUGGACAGAGCUUCACUCAGCGUGGAACUCUACGUUUACAUCAAAGGACUCACACUGGAGAGAAGCCCUAUAAAUGCCUGGAGUGUGGAAAGAGCUUUGCUCAAAGUUCAGCACAACGUAAACAUCACUGGAUUCACAUUGGGGAGAAACCCUAUAAAUGCCUGGAGUGUGGAUUGAGCUUCACUGAAAAUGGAAGUCUAAAUAAACAUAAAAGGAUUCAUGCUGGGGAGAAACCCUAUAAAUGCAUGGAGUGUGGGCAGAGCUUCACUCAUGGUGAAACUCUACGUUCACAUCAAAGGACUCACACUGGGGAGAAACCCUAUUCCUGCCUGGAGUGUGGAAAGAGCUUCGCUCAGCGUGGAAAUCUACAUUCACAUCAAAGGACUCACACUGGGGAGAAACCCUAUACAUGCCUGGAGUGUGGAAAGAGCUUCGCUCAGCGUGGAAGCCUACAUUCACAUCAAAGGACUCAUACUGGGACAUGAGGGUUUUAUGGAGCCACUUCCGGCAAGACAAGAAACAAACCAGCUUCUAGUGGAUAUGGAAGA